CACAUCGUAAAAUUUGAGUUUGAGCGCGAAAAUGCUGGGUCCUGCCGGAUCAAUAUGAACAGUUUUGCCCUUAUGUUGUUCAGUUCAGUACGGGAUCGUGUCCUGCGCAUGCAUACUGGUCCUAGUAUGCUCGACGAUACGCGUACAAAUAUCCUGAAUUGAAUGUUCAGUGCCUUUAAGCGAGAAUUUCUAAAUUACGGACCCAUGCUCAGUGCCACCCAUCUAUGGGGUUAUUUUGCCUGGUUUAGGUGAUAUUACAUAAAGGAUGGACCACACAAGCCCUAAGAAGAGAAGGCAAUGAGGGCUCGCUAGCAAGGAGUAUGGGACCGGCGGAAUGGGCAUGCGCACAGACCCACGGGGCAAGUCACGUCCAAGUCACGCGAAACUAACAAAAACAAACGAAGAAAACCGACAGAAGUCACUGAAGACCGCGAAACAAUCCCUAGAUUGUUCGAACGUUGUCGUCGAAGGAAAAGAGGUGCCCCACGGAUCGUCGCACAUACCCCACAAUUGUCAAAGGGGGUCGACGAACAAAUUCUUCCCCGUGUUAGCUCUAUUGGCUUUUAUAUUCUUGCAAACAGGUUUUUGUUUUCAAGAUGCAGUGCACAUCACGGCGAUUUUGGGCGAGUCGGUCGUAUUCAACUGCCACGUGGAGUUUCCUGAGGGACACCCGGUGCCCUACGUAUUGCAGUGGGAGAAGAAGGGCCAGGACAUACCAAUAUUCAUCUGGUAUGAAAGCUACCCCACCCACAGCGGCGAAGGGUACGAGGGGAGGGUCUCUAGAGUCUCCCCUGACUCCCCCUACGGCUCUGCGUCGCUUAAUCUCACCAAUAUUAGAGAAUCUGACCAAGGAUGGUACGAAUGUAAGGUGGUCUUUCUUAAUAGAUCGCCGAAUCAGGGUAAAAAUGGCACGUGGUUUCAUUUGGACGUGCACGCGCCCCCUAGGUUCGCAGUGACGCCCGAAGAUGUCAUCUACGUCAAUCUAGGGGAUGCGAUAAUUCUAAAUUGUCAAGCGGAAGGUACCCCCACACCCGAAAUACUUUGGUACAAAGAUGCGAACCCUGUAGAACCUUCAGCAACGAUAGGUAUUUUUAACGAUGGGACUGAGUUAAGGAUCAGCAACAUACGUCAUGAGGAUAUUGGGGAUUAUACUUGUAUCGCGAGGAACGGCGAGGGGCAGAUUUCGCACACCGCGAGAGUUAUUAUAGCUGGAGGAGCUGUAAUUAUGGUUCCUCCAACGAAUCAAACCAAAUUGGAGGGAGAAAAGGUGCAAUUUAACUGUGAGGCUAAGGCUCAACCUGGAAACGUCACAGUAAGAUGGUAUAGAGAGGGAGCUCCUGUUAAAGAUGUUUCAAGUUUGGAAACUAGGGUCACCAUACGAAGGGAUGGGUCUUUGGUUAUAAACCCUGUUAGUUCAGACGAUUCAGGGCAAUAUAUGUGUGAAGUUAGCAAUGGUAUAGGAGAACCACAGUCAGCUUCAGCGUAUUUAAAUGUGGAAUAUCCAGCAAAGGUUACUUUUACCCCUACAAUACAGUAUCUACCCUUUCGUUUGGCAGGGGUUGUACAGUGUUAUAUUAAAGCUAACCCUCCCCUACAAUAUGUAACUUGGACCAAAGAUAAGAGAUUGCUGGAACCGUAUCAAACUAAGGAUAUUGUUAUAAUGAACAAUGGUUCCCUACUUUUCACCAGGGUCAAUGAAAACCACCAAGGAAGGUACACUUGCACCCCUUACAAUGCCCAAGGAACCCAGGGAAGCUCUGGACAAAUGGAGGUUCUCGUACGUAAACCUCCAGUAUUCACCAUAGAACCCGAAGCAAUGUACCAAAGAAAAGUGGGAGAAACAGUUGAAAUGCAUUGUGAAGCGCUUGAAGCUGAAGGAACUCAAAAACCCAAAGUUGAAUGGCAACGCCGAGAUGGAUCACCCCUACCAAAAAAUAGAGUCAAAAUAAUCGGAGGCAACAUCACCAUAGAAAGUCUCAGGCGAUCUGAUUUUGGGUUUUAUCAGUGCGUAGCUUCAAAUGAAGUUGCAACCAUCGUCACGGCCACUCAGCUAGUUGUAGAAGGUACCCAACCGCAUGCCCCUUAUAACCUCACUGGUACCGCGGCGGAGUUCUCGGUGACCCUGAGCUGGUUACCAGGUUAUUCUGGCGGUCCAGACUACAAGCAAGAUUACACUUUGUGGUACCGUGAAGCCGGUGUUUCGGAGUGGAGCACCAUCCCGGUAACGCCGUCGGGAAGCACGCAAGUCACCAUCAACAGGCUGGCGCCGGGUACCACGUACGAGUUUCAGGUUAUAGGGAAAAACGCGCUGGGCGACGGACUGAUGAGCAAAAUCAUAACUGUUCGUACGUUGGAAAUUUUUUCAAUGCCUAUCAAAGACGUGGGUUUGCCACAUAAAGUCCAAGUUACGCCCACGCCCUUUCAUAAUACCGAUCAGAGUAACUCCGACAUAUUAGAUUACAGUAAUAUUAUUUUACCAACCGACUCCUCAGGCAGUUCCUUUUUACCGCCAGUAUUAAAACCAAAAGGUCCAAAACCUGGCCUGCCCCGAAACCUCACGGUAACUGAGAUAAGCAACGGUUUUUUGAUAACCUGGAUGCCACCCACGGAAAGGGCGAACCUCAUUCAACACUAUGUGAUCAAGUAUAGGACUGACGGUCCUUGGAAAACAUUGAACAAAGCUCAAAUACGACCCGAAGACACCCAUUAUCUAGUUAAAAACCUGGUCGGAGGUCGCACCUACUACUUCCGCAUACUGGCCUAUUCGACCAAGAGCUACGAAUCCAGCGAAGAAGUGAAAUUUGCGGUGCCAGCGCGCGUCAAACACAAAGCUAUCACCGCCGGCGUUGUCGGCGGAAUUUUGUUCUUCAUAGUCGCCAUCAUUUUGAGCGUCUGUGCCGUCAAAAUUUGCAAUAAGCGAAAACGAAGAAAACAAGAAAAAGCGUAUAAUAUGGUAGCUUGUAGAAUAACCGAUUCUCGAAAUGGGGGAAAUGCCGCCGAUAGCCAAGUGCCUUUGAAAAAAUUUAGAAAAAGCCGAGUACCAGGUCUAAGAAUAUUUACCUUUAUCGCCAAUUGGGUGUGGCCCCGCGAUCGCUGCCGAUCGGGCAGCCUAUCCAGCCUCACCUGGCACCCGGAUUAUCUUCACUCCGGCUCAACAAAAUCUCUAGCAAGAAUAUCGCGCGCUGCCGACGGCAGAUUCGUACUGGUGGACUCAGUCUUAAGCCUGAGACCUGAUAGUCCUUCAAACGCUAGUUCCAGUGAUGACGGGGGUUUUUUGCCGCGGAGGUCGAGGAAUAGGGCUUCUUGGAGGAAGCCUUUGGUGGGGUAUCCAAGCCAGUUAAGUUUGCGAUCGGAUGCAUCAGGGCAAAGUGCUAGAGGGUUGGCUAAUUUCUUCUUUGGUGGUCAGAAGUUCUAUCAUCAGCCUACAUUGAAACCUAUACCGACGAUUUAUAGUCCAAUGACGCCAAAUUUUCAGAGUAGUUCUCCUGCAACAUCAUCUGGUUUGCUUUUGACGCCAUGGACUCCAAUGUAUUUUAGUGAUUUGUCGUCUGUGAGGUAUCCUAGUUCUGGUGAGAGGUCUUACCCAACACCUCCAGGUUUUAUACAACUUAAAUCAGUUCAUGAAAGAUACUCACAGGAGUUACCACCUCUAAGAGCAAUCCAUGAAGAACAUCAAGGUUUCAUCCCCGUACACCCCAUCAGAGACUCCCCAAGGGUAGCACCACAAACUCGUCUACGCUCCAGCAGACUACUCCCUCCCAGACAUGCGCGUUUAGCUAGAAGCGCUCCAGAAUUAGACCACCUAGACAGAUCACCAGAAAGCCGUUCAUCAUCAUCAGGUUUCGGCAGCAAAAACACCUCCCAGCAAAACCAAAGCUCACACAGCGGCUCAAUGUUUAACGAGUGGAGAUUACCCCCGUACAGAGCUCCUCCACCCCCACCAAUACUACCACCACCACCCCCCAUCGUCGGUCACUGGUUGGAGUUAGCUUCAAGCUCCCCUUCAGCUUCAGAUCACCUCCAUAAAUCAGUGGAUGUUGGGAGUGUCGAUGGGCACUACGAGUUUGAUCCCUCCACGCCAACCCCCACUCCUUCUACGCCACUGGGGUCCAGAGAUUUGGACAUGGUCGAUUCUUCGGUUGGACGGAAAACUUACACUUUAAGGAGUAGGUAUGAUAAUAUAGACGCGCGGGUACAGGCUAUGAAAGAGGAGUUCAAUGAGUUUAGAAAGCGGCAGGCCAGCAGAAAAAGAAUGCAGGAACUAGAGAGUGCUUGUUAAGAAAUCCUGAUACCAAAACGUUAACUUUAAACUAAUAUAAGCAAUGCUAGUUUAAACUAAUAUUUUUUAAAUUUCAUUUUUUUUAUAUUAUAGAGCAACUAAAAUCUUUAUUUUUUUACAAUUGUUUUACCCCAUGAAAAAAAAAUCGUAAAACCUUGCUUUUUCUGUGUUGUUUUACAUUUUGACAGUUUUUGACAGUGUUAUUUUUUUUUAAUAUUUAUUAUAUAAAAAUUGGUAUUCCGUUAAAAAAUUAUAGGGCUAGAGAUGGAAAAUGCUCAAACAUUUUUUUUGAGAACGCAAAUUAACCACAAAUAACACAAAAAAUUUCCGAGAAUUUAUUAACAGCAUAGUAGAAUUAGGCCAUUGAACGUUUUUUUUCAAUGUUUUUUAUUUUUCUUGUUUAUUGUAUUGUUUUUACAGGUGUUAUGUUAUGCGGUUUAAUCGAAUCAAUAAUAAACAUAAUAAUUCCAAAAAUAAUGAAAAGUUAUAUGUUAUAAAAAGUGUUAGUCUUCUUAAAUAAUACCAUAAUUUAGAUAAGAUGGAUACAAAAAUACUCACUGCCAAAAUUUUAAGAUUAUUUUACACACGGUUUUUGAGAAAUUAAUUUUAAAUUUGGUUUUAGCGAUCGAGUAUUUUGCCAAAAACUUUCGUGCAUAUUCAAGGGAAAGUUCUCGAUUGUGCGUCAAAAUGCUUGGUUGGGAAAUUGCGUACAAAUUCAUUUGAAGCUUGGGAAACAUUUUCCGAGCACAAUCGAGAACACGUUGUGUUACAUAUUUUUAUGGUUAUAUAGAGACUUAAAAAAAUCAUUGUUUAACUUUUAAAGUUGCCCUACUAUGGAGAAAGGCAGUAACUGCUAAACAAGAAAUUUGUGGAAAAUUAGCAUAAUAGUAUAUUAUGUAUCAAGUUUUAUAAACGCCAUUUUAGUUACGAGUUUAAUUAAGCACGAGCAAAGCUUGCGAGCGAGUGUUUAAUAAAAACGAGUGUCUAGAGAAGUUUAUAAACGAGUUGCAUACUAUACUUUAUCUAUAAACAGAAUUUAAAUCCAAUUUUAUGUUUAUGUUAAAAUUUUGACAUCUGUCAACUGUCACCCGAAUUUAACCUCACUUUUUCCCAAUUUAUAAUAAAGCUAACUUCAGCCCGUGACGUAAAAUGUCGAAAAGCCACUGUUGUUAACUUCAGACCGUCAAUAAAACGCCAUAAAGUGACAGCUUGUCAAUGUAGGAGUAGAUAAACUACAUUUUUAUAAAAAGCCGUAGGUGACACCUACUAGGUGUUUAAUUGUUUUUUUUUACUUAUGAGAUAUUUGACUGCAUUUCUGUGUUGAAUUCGGUAACAAAAUGUCCGUAGCUUUACCAUAGCACAAGAAAACGCAUUUUGCAUUUUUUUGCAGUUACUGCCUUUCUCCAUAGUAGGGCAGUUUAGACCCUUAUAACUUUUGAACGGUAUAAUAUAUUUAAGUAAUGUUUGUAUUAUUUUGGAUUGAUUUAGUAUUUUUAGCAUAAAAAAUAAUUUAUCAAAAUAUUCCUUAAAGAAAACUCUAAAACAUAGAAUCUUAAAAUUUUUAAAAUAUUAGCUGGCUGUUUUGUAUCAGGAUUCUUUUAAAGAAACAUCGGCGUGACAAAGUGGCAUAAGUGCGAUUCCCCCCAAAAAACAAUAACUUUUACGUACGUGUGAUAUCGUCAAACUAAAUUAACGAAAAAUGUUCUAAAAAAAUUAAACCACACAGAACCAAAAACUCCAAUAAAAGAACUAUUAAUUAAUUUAGCAUUCACUAUAUUAUAUAAAAAAACAGUUACAUCGUAUUUCUAUUAUUAUGGAAAAUAAGUUAUAAAGCUCAAUUUAAUAGUGGGGGUGAAUAUGGAGGGGGCGUUUUGCACUACCUAUAGAGGAAUGUAAAUAAUAUAAAUAGCAUUAAUUUUCACUUAGUUGUAAGAUUUCGAGUUCAAUUUUUUACCUUAUAUAAUAUUUGUACAUUUUGUACGUAAGCGUCUACAAAAAGUUAAAAUUUGUACCCACCACACAAAAGCAAUAGCCGGCUAAAAAAAUGUAAUCACAAUACACAAUAAGAUUUAUUUACUACAAAUUUUAAUGUAUUGUAGACUUUGUAAAUUUACGAAAAAUUCUAAAUAAUUUAGCUAUAGAUUAUUAAAAAUAAAAAAACACCCCCACAUAUUUGUCCACCAAUUAAUUACACCUACCACAAACGUAAAAAACGUUGUGUAAUUAAAUUAAGUUUAAAAAGGUCAAAACGCGUAAAAUUUUGUCCCAGGGCCUCUUCACGUAUUUUAUUGGUUUUUAUAAAUUAAAAACGAAUAGAAGAAGUUUGUGUUUUAACAGACUGACGUAUUUAUUGUAGUUUAUUCUAGAAUUUUUAUGUUUUGACUGAUUAUAUUAGUUAAUUUAAUGCCAUAAGGCCGCUCGGCUAUCGCGGUAAAAAGGCAUUAAGUUUAUAAGCGUCAUCUUUAAAGUACUCUAACUUUUGAAGGGGACAACAUUUUUAUUUUUUUAUAUAGAUAUUGCAAAGCAAUUAUUCUUUAAUAUUUAAACAAAAUGUCAAAUUACUCAAAAGUAAUUCUUUAAAAAAUAUAUAUUAAUCCAUUUUAAAGUUACAGUGCUUCAAAGUGACACAAUUUGUUUUGGUUUACGUUCUUUUUUAUAGUGGCGUCCAAAAAUCUAUAGUCAACUUAAGAGUCCUAUAACUUUUGAACGAUAUUAAUUUUUGAAUAAUUUUGUUUUGAAAAGCUCUUAUUUUUUAUUAAUUUAGUAUAUUGACAAUAUUUUUAGAUUUUUUAAGCUCUAGAAAAAAAUUUGUAAAAGUUUGAUAUUUUUGCAACUUUUUAAAUUAUAAUUUUUUUGUGGUAAAAAUAAAAUGAAUAUGUCAAAAUUAAAUUAAAGAACGCUUCACGAAUUUAUAAAUGAUAAUUUAAAACAAAUUGCCCCAUCAAGAAGUUACAGCACUUCAAAGUUGACAAAGGCGCCCAACUUUUAGUUGUGACCAGGCCCGCAUUAUAAUAAAUCUAACGCUUUAGCGUGACCCUUUUGGGGUCGCGGUGGCCCUUUUGGCCGCGUGAAAAAGGAAAUUCUACUGAGAGGCUGUUUGCAAAAAUGUAAUACUAGGUGUUUUAGAAAUUAAAGUGUAUAACUUUUUGAAAAAGUACCUUUGCCCUACACAAAGGGCCCUUUGUAAAAUUUAAAAAUUUAUAUUUAUCGAGCACUGUGACCAUACUUUUAGUUUUUUUAUUGAUGAUGAUGAUAUAGGACACUUUAUAUGCAUAAUGCUUUGCUGAUAUAACACUUUUACACUUUUUUAUAUAGUGCUCGAUAUAAUAUAAAUUAUGUUUAAAAUCUAUCUUUAUAUUUAUCGUUUUUUUAUUUGAGUCUAUUCGGCAAAUUUACGAGAUUUUUUAGGGCGUUGCAAAGUAUUUGUGACGUUUUACAGGGAUUAAAUUUGUAAGACCAAUUUUAGCCCAAAAGAUUUCAUAUUUAUUUUUUUAAAUUUUUUGACAGCUACAUAUAUCUUUUUUAAUAUGAAUAAUUCAUAUAACUAUUAGGUAUAUUAUAUAAUUUAUAUGUUAAAUUAUUUGAAAAUACAUAGUUUUUCUUUAAAAUUAAAAAAAGAUUGUACACAUAUUAUUUUGUUUUUAAGUUACACUGAUUUUAAGUACCCAACGCAUAUUUUUUGGUCAAAUUUGCUUUGUUAGUUACGUCAAAAAAUCUUUUGUUAACAUUGAAGUCCUAUAUUUUUUAAACAGUAUGAUUUAUUUCAAAAAGCAUUUAUUUUUGUAUAAUUUAACACACCAAGAAAAAAUUAUUUAUAAAACAUUUUUUAAACAUUUUACAUAUUUUUUGUAUGUUAAAUAUUUAUUUAAAAUAAUAAUAUAUCACAUUAAAAUGACUGUAUUAAAUGCAAAAAAAAUCUUAAAACUACCCCUAAAAGUUACAGGGGUUCAAGCAUGCAAGCAUUUUAGGCUAAAAAUGACAUAUUAAUUUGAGCCCCCUGUGUGUAGUUAAAUAUAUGUAGGUCAUAACGUGCAAUAAAAAUAUUCUAAACUAGUUUCACUCUUAAGUAAAAAAAGUUCGUCUUUUAUUGACGUAACACGAUUAUUUUUCGUAUUUUGUAAGUUUUUAUAGCUGAUAGUGAAUUUAUAAUUUUAAAAUUAUUGUGAUAAAAGUCCUUACUAAGGGGGACUUUGUUGUGAUUUUAAAGGAAAAAGGUUUUUUAUAUCUAUAGGAUAAUAUAUGGUAAAUUUGCUGGGUAGAUUUAUUUUCAUUGGUAUUAUAGUAAUCUUUGUUAUAUAUUUAUUUUUAAGGAUAAGUUUUACUUAUGAUAGUAAUUCUUUUGAUAGUGCAAUGUUUGAUAUAAUACUGGGUGCACAAAAAUGUGUGGCUUAGUGUUAUCAUAAGUAAAGCUUAUCACAUAGUGAUAUUAGUUUCUUAUUGUCUGAUUAAGUACAACAAUUAUAUUUAUAUAUUUUUAUUUUUGUAUGAAUGAAAACGCGCGUCUGUUAAUAUUGUAAAAAUUAUAAUUACACAAAAUUCUAACCAUAUUAUACAAACUUACAUAUUUAAACCAAAUAAACAUCUUGCCUUUAUUUAUUUAAUAAUAAUAUGAGAAUAAUAAAUUAUUAAAAAAACAACGGAUUCACAUUUUUACUACAAUUUUUGCAUGUUAGGCACAGUAAAAAUAAGUAAAUCUUUUCUAAAAUCGAAGACCGAAUAAAAAAAAUUCUGAUUCUAUAUUAAUUAAUUAAUAAAUUAAUUAUUAUAUAUCAUUUUCACAAGCACACUGAAUUUAGCGGUAGUAUUAUUAGUUUUAAGUGUUGUGUAGAAAAUACUAUACUAUACAGUUGUUACUAUGUAACUAAGCUGUACAAAAGCAUCACAUCUAAAUACAAUAAUGUUGCCAGAUCUCAU
This is a messenger RNA of Brassicogethes aeneus, 9193 nucleotides long. The record is from the annotation of a GenBank genome assembly. NCBI's taxonomy places the organism in Eukaryota, Metazoa, Arthropoda, Insecta, Coleoptera, Nitidulidae.